Molecule: messenger RNA, 1874 nt
Organism: Elephantulus edwardii (Cape elephant shrew)
Lineage: Eukaryota; Metazoa; Chordata; Mammalia; Macroscelidea; Macroscelididae
Gene: BRINP3
Product: bone morphogenetic protein/retinoic acid inducible neural-specific 3
Exons: 5
Biological process (GO): positive regulation of neuron differentiation; negative regulation of mitotic cell cycle
Source: RefSeq, a predicted model, not a curated record
GAGAGGAGUCGCUCACAAUUUUUGUGGACAAACGGAAGCUGAGCAAAAGGUCUGAAGGAAGUGAUUCCAGUACCAACAGUUCUUCAGUCACUCUGGAGACGCUGCAUCAACUAGCUGCUUCCUACUUUAUUGACAGGGAUAGCACCCUUCGGAGACUUCACCACAUUCAAAUUGCAUCCACUGCCAUAAAGGUAACAGAAACACGGACUGGUCCUCUUGGCUGUAGUAACUAUGACAACCUAGAUUCUGUCAGUUCUGUUCUGGUUCAGAGUCCUGAGAAUAAAAUUCAGUUACAAGGGCUUCAAGUACUUCUCCCAGAUUAUCUUCAGGAACGUUUUGUACAAGCAGCUUUGAGCUACAUUGCUUGUAAUUCAGAAGGAGAAUUUAUUUGCAAGGACAAUGACUGCUGGUGUCAAUGUGGUCCCAAAUUUCCAGAAUGCAACUGUCCUUCCAUGGAUAUUCAAGCCAUGGAAGAAAAUCUUCUUCGAAUAACUGAAACAUGGAAAGCUUACAACAGUGACUUUGAGGAUUCAGAUGAAUUCAAGUUUUUUAUGAAAAGGCUACCCAUGAAUUAUUUCCUCAACACAUCUACCAUAAUGCAUUUGUGGACAAUGGAUUCUAAUUUUCAGCGCCGUUAUGAACAACUGGAGAACAGCAUGAAGCAACUUUUCCUAAAGGCUCAGAAAAUUGUACAUAAGCUCUUUAGCCUUAGCAAGAGGUGCCAUAAACAACCCUCCAUUAGCCUGCCAAGACAAAGAACGUCAACCUACUGGCUCUCUCGCAUCCAGUCUUUCCUUUACUGCAAUGAGAAUGGUCUCCUGGGCAGCUUCUCAGAAGAGACGCACUCCUGCACAUGUCCCAAUGACCAGGUGGUGUGCACCUCCUUCCUGCCCUGCACAGUGGGUGACGCCUCAGCCUGCCUGACCUGUGCACCAGACAACCGCACCCGCUGCGGCUCCUGCAACACCGGCUACAUGCUGAGCCAGGGCCUGUGCAAGCCCGAGGUCGCCGAGUCCACGGAUCAUUACAUUGGCUUUGAGACAGAUCUGCAAGACCUUGAGAUGAAAUACCUGCUGCAGAAAACAGACCGACGAAUAGAAGUCCAUGCCAUUUUUAUUAGCAACGACAUGCGCCUCAACAGCUGGUUUGACCCUUCCUGGCGGAAGCGCAUGUUACUCACCUUGAAGAGUAACAAGUACAAGUCCAGUCUCGUCCACAUGAUCUUGGGUCUCUCUUUACAGAUUUGCUUAACUAAAAACAGCACCUUGGAACCAGUGUUGGCUGUUUACGUGAAUCCCUUUGGGGGCAGCCACUCCGAGAGCUGGUUUAUGCCUGUGAAUGAGAACAGUUUUCCAGACUGGGAACGGACUAAACUGGACCUACCCCUGCAGUGUUACAACUGGACGCUGACGCUGGGGAACAAAUGGAAGACAUUUUUUGAGACAGUACACAUCUACCUGCGGAGCCGCAUCAAGUCAAACGGCCCCAAUGGCAACGAGAGCAUUUACUACGAACCUCUGGAGUUUAUUGACCCAUCACGGAACCUGGGCUACAUGAAAAUCAAUAACAUUCAAGUGUUUGGCUACAGCAUGCACUUUGACCCUGAAGCAAUUCGGGACUUGAUUUUGCAGCUGGACUACCCCUAUACUCAGGGAUCCCAGGACUCAGCACUUUUGCAACUACUAGAGAUAAGAGACCGUGUAAAUAAACUCUCCCCACCUGGUCAGCGACUUCUAGAUCUUUUUUCUUGCUUGCUUCGUCAUAGACUCAAGCUGUCUACUAGUGAGGUGGUGAGAAUCCAGUCUGCUCUGAAGGCAUUUAAUGCCAAAUUGCCAAACACAGUGGAUUAUGACACGACCAAAUUGUGUAGUUAA